AUGCCGUACGUGAAACAGGGUGCAAGGUUCCCUGAGCAUAACAUUCAGGUCUUUGCUAUGCAUGCUCAGUGGUCAGUUGCAGCUGAGCUCAUCACCUGCCUUCAUCGCUAUGAAAAGCGGACUGCUUCCAAGGUUUGUGAUUAUGUUGUGAUUCCAAUGCUUCGUGUGAUAAAGGCUGCGUAA
This is a messenger RNA of Penicillium canescens, 183 nucleotides long. RefSeq lists its product as uncharacterized. The coding region runs from base 1 to 183 and encodes 60 amino acids. NCBI's taxonomy places the organism in Eukaryota, Fungi, Ascomycota, Eurotiomycetes, Eurotiales, Aspergillaceae. The transcript has a single exon. The record is from RefSeq and is a predicted model, not a curated record.